AAGCAGAGUCAAGAGGGCAAAGAACAUACAAAAGAAGAACAGAUAAAAGUGCCUUGAAAAUUACAUCGGAGUGAAAGAAUUCAUUCACAGAUAUAUCGUGUAUUGCUUUUGACUGGAGUACAAAGGGAGAAGAAAAAUAUCCUGUUUGCCGAUUUGAGAUUAACGAACUGGUUCAAAAUAAGAGCUCACCGUACGUGCGACUGCACGCGAUCAGCAUUUUGGACUAGGAGGAAUCGAAGUAUUAUACUCAAUGCGUGUUUAUGUAUUUUUAGACUCCAUAAAAAACUUCGUCGGUCAAGGAAGGCCAGAGAUUUCGCAAUAUGGGAACUUGGAUCAUAAAUGCCCUAUGAAUUGGACUAAUGAAAACAGUAAUUGAUUGUUUAGAAUAACACAACCACGUUCAUGUAGUACAACGAGCCCGACAACAAGGUCAUCUAACCGCAAAUAAUCUUCUCAAAUCGUUCGAAAGUUUUUUUUGUUGUGGUUUUGGAAUAAGGAGGAGAGGCGCACUUCGACACAUCCGAAGCGAGACUGGACUCAAAUCAAUCGAGUUUAGUUUGCCUUCAUAUUACAUUUGCAGAUUCAGAUGUACACCACGCCUCACCCAUUAUGACGUCACAUGUAUCUCCUCCGUUCAACCUGUCAUUCACUGAAGCGUCAUUCUUCGGGCUGAGCAACCUCGGUGUGUCGCAAUGCCUGCUCGACCACGGAUCCGUCGUCCUCUCCGACAUGCAGGCGAUAGGUGGGUCGUCAUCCAGUGCCGUCAUCGCUGCUGUCAUGUUGACGGCUCCUGAAAAGUUGCAGGAUUUACUCUGCGGCCUGUACAGUAUUGUCGACGAUAUUUCGUCCCUCCCCUACGGGGCCAUCACACCAGGCUUUGAUUUCAUUGGUAGACUCCGCGCGCUCCUCACCCAGCUUCUACCAAUGAACGCACACGAAUUAGCAUCUCAUAAAUUAUUCAUCAAGGCUACCGAGUUGCGAUUGGUCGAUAAGUACGACCCACUGACCGUUCAUGACGUCGAUCAAGGGACGAGCUCGUGCGUGAGAACGAAGGGACCGAAAGUAUUCGAGGUCGGUGAUCGGGUUUGGAGCUUAGGAUCUGAGGUUCAGAUCUCAAGUUAUAGUACCAGAGAAGAGCUUAUUGAGGUGAUCCUUGGGAGUGUCUUCGUUCCCUGGUUCACAAUGUGGACACCGCCCUCUAUAGACGGCAAGUUCCUUGGUGACGUCACACUGUCCCGGAAGGAGAACCUCUCUACCGACGUGACCUUUAAAUUCCCUUCGGGCAAUCUGAUCAAGAUCUCACCAAAUCCGAAAAACCGCCUCAGGAUGCGAGACAAGAUCGCUUGCGGUUGGGUGGACACAACCGGUCAGCGGUUCGACAUCAGCGCGCUGCAGAUGUACCGAAUUGGGGAUGGGCUAUUCCCGCCCCCAAAGGCGUAUCUUGAGACUUAUUUUGCGGACGGGUACGAAGAUGCGACUCGAUUUUUGAAGCUGUAUCAUAUCUACGAGGAAAACGGGAAAGGUUAUAAACCCCAACGGGACUCGUAUGCUGCUAUUCAUUCGGUUGAGGAUCUUCGGUGAGGACAAAUCACCAUGGAUACAACCAACCAUCGAAUCGUCAGGGUUUUGGUUUCCGGUUAUAGUCAGAUCCGGGUAUCACGAGCUUUCAUCGGGAGUGAAUAAUUUUCUGAUACAGACUUUAAGAAAAGCUUCGGAAAUAGAAAAGAUAUAUCUUUUGACCCGUCAUUUUGGGGAAAAUGAAAUCGGGUUACCAUCGAGAAAGAAUUAAUCCUCAACACCAAGUCCCUCGAACGGAGAGGUCCUUAAGCCUUCGGUCCUCUGGUUGCUUGCUUACAAGCAUUCAUGCUUUCUUGGCAAUCAGGUAAAACAUCACUAACCACCUUAUUAUUCGGCGAAAGCUCUACUCCCUCUGGCAACUGUCAUGCAUGGUGGAAAAAACAUUUACCACUAAUUUCCAGUGUGUCGUCUGCUGGUCGAAUCUCAGUCUAUUCUACCCUUGUCAGAUGUGAAAUUAGAAAAAAAGAUUAUAUUCGAGCAAUAAGAGAAUAAAGUAUGAUUUUAGAAAUGAAGUAUGCUGGUUAUUGUGAAUCUAAAUAAAAAUUUUAAAA
Molecule: messenger RNA, 2129 nt
Organism: Lytechinus variegatus (green sea urchin)
Lineage: Eukaryota; Metazoa; Echinodermata; Echinoidea; Temnopleuroida; Toxopneustidae
Product: patatin-like phospholipase domain-containing protein 4
Exons: 5
Coding region: 610-1581 (323 amino acids)
Biological process (GO): triglyceride catabolic process; lipid homeostasis
Cellular component (GO): cytoplasm; membrane; lipid droplet
Molecular function (GO): triacylglycerol lipase activity
Source: RefSeq, a predicted model, not a curated record